UGGCUGUAUGAACCAUGACAUCAUUAGAGAGGGUCCAGAGCGAAGUUCACACAGUCAGAGCGUGUGUGUCCACCUUGAGCAUUGAUGCAGUCCUGGCACCGUCAUCUCAUUGAGGGAUGGUACGGGCUGUGAGGUUUCGCAGAUGCGUGGUUCGGAUCCAUGUUUCUUGGCGAGGGCUUGUCACGGGUCGUCGGCCGCUACGGGAACGAUCUGAAAUAAUGGAUCAUACUAAAAACAACAUUUUCCAAAACAUCCACGAAGAGAUGGUCAAGGGUACGUUCAAUGACCUUGACAUUGUCUGUGAGAAUGGGACAACGAGUGCAAACCGUUUGGUCCUGGCCGCGAUGUCAUCUUACUUCCGGGCAAUGUUAACAUCAAACAUGACAGUGAGUCGGAUGGGCGUCUUAAAUCUGCCCACGGUCUCGGUGUCGGUGUUCCAGGAUAUUCUCAAGAUGUCUUUGUGUUCAGUAGAUCUUGUAAACGAAGACAACUGCGUCAAAAUGUUAGACGCAUGCGAAAUGAUGCAGCUUGAUGACGUCAAAGAUCUGUGUCAUUGUUAUCUUAAGAAAAGUCUAGUGAUCAACGCUGACAAUUGUCUACAGUGGUGGAGACUUAUGAAUCGCUACAAUGUUCCUGAUUUGUCCAGCAGAGCAUUCUCUUAUCUGACAGAAAACUUGACUGACUUUGUUGAAACAGAAAAUACUGGUCAUUUGUCAAAGGCAGAACUUUUAGAAAUAUUGUCCAAAGAUGACUUGAAAUGUAAAGAAGACGUCAUUAUGAAAGGUGUCAUGAAGUGGCUUGAAAUAAAUAAUCCGGAUGCAGAUGAUGUAAAACAUAUCUUUAGAAUGAUCAAGAUCAAUCUUGUUGAUCCAAAGUUCCUCGUUGCGAAUGUGGCAUUUUCAAAAUUCAUUUGUGAAAAUAACUCUGUUCAGGAAAUGAUACAAAAUGUGCUGUGUUCACAUAUUAUGGCAGCCGGUUCAAUCAGCAGGUUUGAUAGUGAAUGUAAGAAUGUUUUCAUAUUACAUUAUAACGAAAAAAAGAAAACAAAUUCACUUCUGUCUUGUUUUACAUUAGAAGGGACAUGGGAAGACGUUCCACCUGCUCCAGUAGAUCCUGGAUUGUGGUAUUCAGCAGCAAGUCUAGGUAACAAGAUCUACAUCACUGGUGGUGUCAGUAGAAGAAAAUGUACACUCGUCUACGACGUCUGUAGAAGAGAGUGGAAAACAGGUCCAGAUCUCGAAGAAGAACGUUUUUGGCACUGCAUGGCCACAACUAAUUCCAAAGUGUAUGCAAUUGGGGGUAAGUACAGCAACACGAUUGAAGAGAUGAGCAAGAGUGACACACGUUGGCAGGUUGUUGGAGAUUUGAAUCAGAAGAGAGAUCUUGCAUUCGCUGCUACAGUUGGACACAACAUUCUGGUGAUGGGCGGACGGAGUGAAGGACGUGGAUCAGAUGUUAUCCAGUGUUUCAAUACAGUGACUCGCUGUGUGUCUAACCUCAGCUCACGUUUACCACACAGAUCGGAGUGUCUGAGAGGUUCGGUUCAACUCCCUGAUGUAUAUCUGCUGGACUAUGAUGGAAAUGUGAUGCACGUCCAGGUCACUGACAGUGAUGGUGAAAUCAAGAUUCAAGUCAAGUCAACAACAAAAUGGCGAUCAUUUGACUAUUGUUUUGGCGUAUUAUGGCAAAAUGGAAGCUUGUUGUCCUUCAGUGCCGCGGUCGCUAACUGUGAAGUUAAAACAUACAACGUGGUUGAAGGUAAAGAAGAAAACAUUAUUUUCCCAAAGUCACCUAAACGUGGUUCUGUCUUCAGUGUCAUUUCUAAAACAUUGUAGGUUCAGCGUGUACUGGGACAUAACAUAUCACUGUAGGUUCAGUGUGUACCGGGACAUAACAUAGCAUUGUAGGUUCAGUGUGUACUGGUACAUAACAUAUGACUGUAGGUUCAGUGUGUACCGGGACAUAACAUAGCAUUGUAGGUUCAGUGUGUACUGGUACAUAACAUAUCACUGUAGGUUCAGUGUGUACUGGGACAUAACAUAUCACUAGGUUCAGUGUGUACUGGUACAUAACAUACCACUGUAGGUUCAGUGUGUACUGGGACAUAACAUAGCACUGUAGGUUCGGUGUGUACUGGGACAUAACAUAGCAUUGUAGGUUCGGUGUGUACUCGGACAUAACAUAGCAUUGUGUGUUCAGUCUGUACUAGGACAUAACAUAGCAUUGUAGGUUCAGUGUGUACUAGGAGAUAACAUAUCAUUGUAGGAUCAGUGUGUACUGGGACAUAACAUAACAUUGUAAUGUUCAGUGUGUACUGGGACAUAACAUAGUAUUGUAGGUAACAUAUCAGUGUAGGUUCAGUGUGUACUGGGACAACAUAGCAUUGUAGGUUCAGUGUGUACUGGGACAUAACAUAGCAGUGUCGGUUCAGUGUGGACUGGGACAUAACAUAUCAUUGUAGGUUCAGUGUGUACUGGGACAUAACAUAGCAUUGUAGAUGCUGUGUGUACUGGGACAUAACAUAGCAUCGUAGAUGCUGUGUGUACUGGGGCAUAACAUAGUAUUGCAGGUUCAGUGUGUACUGGGACAUAACAUAGCACUGUAGGUUCAGUAUGUACUGGGACAUAACAUAGCACUGUAAGUUCAGUGUGUACUGGGACAUAACAUAGCAUUGUAGGUUCAGUGUACUAAGACAUAGCAUAACAUUGUAGGUUCAGUGUGUACUGGGACAUAACAUAGCAUUGUAGGUUCAGUGUGUACUGGGACAUAGCAUAGCAUUGUAGGUGAAGUGUGUACUGGGACAUAAUAUAACAUUGUAGGUUCAGUGUGUAUUGGGACAUAACAUAACAUUGUAGGUCGGCUGUGUACUGGGACAUAACAUAGCACUGUAGGUUCAGUGUGUACUGGGACAUGACAUAUCAUUGUGGGUUCAGUGUGUAUUGGGACAUAACAUAACAUUAUAGGUUCAGUGUGUACAUAGACAUGACAUAUCAUUGUGGGUUCAGUGUGUAUUGGGACAUAACAUAUCAUUGUAGGUUCAGUGUGUACUGGGACAUGACAUAUCAUUGUGGGUUCAAUGUGUACUGGGACAUAACAUCGUUGGAUUAAUCAAAUAUUUUCUUAUGAGGUUAAGCCCGUUAAUUAUACUUGUGUUCAGUAUAUAACAUUGAUUUUUCUAUUAACAUGAUGUUGCCCAGUAUACUGGGAAUACAACACUAUAUACGGAUAUUUCAUAUGUUGUACCAAAGUUGACAAAUAGUCAUUUUCUGUUGUCUUAGAAAACCAAACAUAUAACCUAUUUUCAGUUUUUUGUCUCACAGAUUAUUUUAUUUAUACUUUUUUCCCAUAUUUGAAGCUCCAUAAUUCUAUUUAGGUUCAGGAUAUGAUAUUGUUUUCCUUAAAUACGUUGCUCAGUAUACUGCAAAUAAAACAUUCCAUACAGAUAUUUAAUAUUUUGUAUCAUACUUAGGAAAUAACCAUUUGUUAUUGCAUUCCAAGACCACACAUACAACUUAUUUUCAGAUUAUUUUUUUUUAUUUAUUUUUCUUUUCUUUUUUACAUUAAUUUCAUUUUGAUUUCCACUUAUUUUUGUGUUUAGAUCCAAUUAAGGUGCGAGCACGCUGUCCACGACAGUGUGUUAGUUGUUAGUUAGUUAGUGGUUAGUGAGAGAAACGAGUGUGUAGUGGUCUUACACUUACCCAUUGAGUCGUUAAAACUUGCUCUUGGGGGGAGCUGCGAACCUACCAGUCUUAUGUCCGAUUUUUUGUUUUGUUUACAACUACCAGUGCAAGAAUCCAUUUACACAGUAUAUGACAUUAAACUUUAUUUUAUUUUA
Molecule: messenger RNA, 3835 nt
Organism: Gigantopelta aegis
Lineage: Eukaryota; Metazoa; Mollusca; Gastropoda; Neomphalida; Peltospiridae
Product: ectoderm-neural cortex protein 1-like
Exons: 2
Coding region: 117-1835 (572 amino acids)
Molecular function (GO): protein binding
Source: RefSeq, a predicted model, not a curated record